Phragmites australis (common reed) is the source of this 1633-nucleotide messenger RNA. RefSeq names its product probable protein S-acyltransferase 14. The transcript has 7 exons. The coding region runs from base 282 to 1235 and encodes 317 amino acids. Lineage: Eukaryota; Viridiplantae; Streptophyta; Magnoliopsida; Poales; Poaceae. Gene Ontology annotation, biological process: peptidyl-L-cysteine S-palmitoylation; protein targeting to membrane. The record is from RefSeq and is a predicted model, not a curated record. Gene Ontology annotation, cellular component: Golgi apparatus; endoplasmic reticulum. Gene Ontology annotation, molecular function: protein-cysteine S-palmitoyltransferase activity.
CCGUGAGGAAGAACCAAUGAGGCAAAAGAGGGUGCGGCGGGGCAGGGUGCCACGAAGUAAUCCAGCGGCGGUCCCUGCCGGUCUCACCUCACCCUCAACCCAACCCAACCCCGAAGGAAAGACACCCAGACGAAUUCGCCGCGGCGGCAGGUAGAAGCCCGCAGAAAAGGUCACCCGGCGGCUAACGGGGCGCGACUGCCCUGCCUUCUCCUCGUCGCCGCAGCGGUGAUAGGUAAGCGCCGUUCCCGCGGGGCGGCGGCGCCGUUGUGAGGAGGAGGGAGAUGCACAGAUCGGGGGCGGCGAUGGCGUGGAACGUGUUCAGGUUCUGCACGGCGCUGCGGGGGCUGGGCUCCGUCAUGAUCCUCCUCGUCCUCGCCGUCGUCGGUGUCACCUACUACGCCCUCGUCCUCUGCAACUACGGGCCCGCGCUCCUCGCCGCCACGGGGGCGCUCGACGCCCUCGCCGCGCUCGCCGUCCUCCUCCUCUUCCACUUCCUGCUUGUCAUGCUUCUGUGGAGUUAUUUCUCUGUUGUGUUUACUGACCCUGGUGGUGUUCCACCAAAUUGGAGAUCAGAUGUUGACGAAGAGAGAGGAGAAACUGCACCAUUGUCCACCUCAAACUUCAAUAGUUUCAUGAAUUCACAGCAAUCUAUUGAUCUCAGUGAUACAGGGAGUCCAAGGAUCAGAUACUGCAGGAAGUGUAACCAGCUGAAGCCACCCCGGUGCCAUCACUGUUCUGUUUGUGGAAGAUGCGUGCUUAAGAUGGAUCAUCAUUGUGUAUGGGUUGUGAAUUGUGUUGGGGCGCUAAACUACAAGUUUUUCCUUCUCUUCCUGUUCUAUACUUUUCUGGAGACGGCACUUGUUACCCUGUCCUUAUUGCCCCACUUCAUUGCUUUCUUCAGUGAUGUUGAGAUUCCAGGAACUCCUGGAGCACUUGCAACCACAUUCCUGACCUUUGUAUUGAAUCUAGCCUUUACUUUGAGUGUCCUUGGUUUUAUGAUCAUGCAUGUAUCACUUGUUUCUGCUAACACAACAACAAUUGAGGCAUAUGAGAAGAAAACUACUCCAUUCUGGAAGUAUGAUCUUGGACGGAGGAGGAAUUUUGCUCAGGUGUUUGGGUACAACAAGUGGUAUUGGUUCAUUCCGGCAUACUCAGAAGAGGAUUUAAGAAUAAUACCGGCUCUACAGGGCUUGGAUUAUCCCGUCAGAUCAGAUUUCGAUGGACAAGGGUUGUAAUUAGACAAUUUGGAUGGGCGUAAUUGCCCCUGUAUAACAUGUUCGAUGUUACAGCCAUGCCAUCAUUUCCAGGAUGUCUCAUGAUGGUUGAUAUCUACUUGUACAGCAUCCCUUGACAACUGACAUCAGUAUGGUUGACCUACACAGGGCGAUGAAUUGGAAGGUUUUUAUACAGGAUGGCAUGCCGAAUUCAUUUCUGAUGCUUAGUUUUGUUGAAGAAUUUCUAGGGCUCCUGUUCUUGUCUACCGGAGCAGUCUGUUGUAAAUUUGUUUCAUGCAUCUUAAAGGAGCUUGGAGGUUUGCGCUCGGUGUAUCAGGUAACGCAUGUAUCAGGUAUUCAAGUUAAAGCAAAUUCUUGUGCUUGUUAUCUAACAGAGCAAAAGAUUGUUAAUUUAUCUA